Molecule: messenger RNA, 11162 nt
Organism: Cinara cedri
Lineage: Eukaryota; Metazoa; Arthropoda; Insecta; Hemiptera; Aphididae
Source: the annotation of a GenBank genome assembly
CUUCUAUAGUCGCUCAGCCGCUAUUGCCUGAUGUUAUGUUGUUGAAUUUGCUGUUCUAUUUUACAGUAUACGAUUUUGUUAUAAAAAUUUUACUUCAUCAUUAGAUUAGACAUAAUUUGUUCGAGAAGCCAAUAAACUAUGCUGUACGUGUGUCGAUGAUUAUUGCCUUCUUAUAAUUUGGUGAACUGUGAUAUCCGCUAUCGGUUUUCCGGCACUUCUAUUUGCACACCGAUGUGAAUCCACUUUCUGGAAAAUUCAGAAAAUAUCAAUAUUCGUUGUUGACGAAAUACCUUCCUAGUUUUGUACACGAAAAUAUUUUCCAUAAUGAACAUAACCAGAGCAACGAAAACUGGUCUGCGACCCUUUAAAAGUAAGUGGCAGAAUUAUUUAAUUUUUUUUGUUCAUUUAAAAAAUAUUUACAAUCUGUGUUAAAAUAGCAAAUAAGCAAAUCAGAUAUCAAUUUAAUUUUUAACCGUGAAUAAUAGGAGGGAAGUUAUCCAGUGAUAAGCCCAGCGUUGUAUUAUUUUGGCUUAGUAAGUCUGCAAUAUUUUCUUUUAAGCUUGUAGGCAAAAUGUAUAGGUUGUGUAUUGAAAGAGAUUUGUGAUACUAAUGGGUUAGGUUUGGUUUCUUUUUUGAUUCAUCAUGACCGAAUUGUUUUUACUUUUCUGCCAAUGCUAUUGUGCUAUUCGGCGCAUUCCCAUAUUGCAUUUACAAUAAUUAUACUACAUAAUUCAAUGGUUUUACACCCAGCCAUUUGUUCAAGGUCGGUUAGACGGUUAUGAAAGCAUCCAUUUCCAUGUUCCCCUCCUGACUAUAUAAUAGUAUUGCGGCCUUUAUUUAUUAUUAUAGUGUUUAUCCCUCAUAUAAUAAUAUCUAAAUCCAAUGUAUUUUUUAAUCAAGUUGCUCUUGAAUAAAUUUAAAAUUUUCAUACUGUGUUCCUACUUAUGAUAGAACAUCAGCUAUAAAAAAAAAAAAAAAAACAUGCAUUGAUUGUCAAUUACAUGUAAAAAAAACAAUGAUCUCGUUUUCAUAGGUAAUCUUCGCCUUUAAUUAAUUUAUGUUUUAGGUCUUUUAUAGAUAAAAUUCCUUAAUCAUGUAUUAUAGCAAAAUAAACAUAGGUAUCUACACAUUUAUUUUACUACCAACACCCAUACAUUUUAAUUUCACAAAUUUAAAAAUAUAUAUGUUUAAACUAUAACUUAACAAUUUCCUAUCUACCAAAAUUUAUUAUUAAUCAACUUUUGUUCUUGUCAAUAUUUUUCAUAUUUGAUAUAACCAAAUGAUUACUAACUACCAGUAAUUUAUUAAAAAACUAUAAACUGUUUUAAUGCUAAAUAUCUAGAUGUUUUUUUGCUAAUUUGUUACCUUCCAUAAUAAUAAUACACCUAUUAGUAAAUAUUAAAACUUGUAGAUUGUAUAAAUCAUAAACUCAAUCUUACAAUAACUCAUAAUUUUUAUUGAUUAACAUAUCAUUAGUAUUUUUCUUAUCUAUAUAGGAUUAUAAUGUAUAACCUUGAAUUUGUGAGAUAUAUUAUUAUAUUACUUAAUAUUUAGUAUUACUCUUAAUCUAUUAAGUUUAACCUAAUCUAUUUGGGCACCCCUACAUUUAGUUAACAUAGUAUUAUUAUAUGUCAUAUUUAUAAAUAUGUAACUCAAGUGAUUAAUGCUUUCCAGAAAAAAAAAAUGCAUUCUUAAUUCGUAUUGAUUAAUUUUUAAAAUAAUGAUUUUCCAUACUCAGUAUGCUCCCAGAAAUAAUUUUUUCUUUUAAAUUAGGUAUAAUUUUAUGCUAAAAUAUUUUUAUGAUAAUCAAAAUAAAUUAUUUGUCAUGGUAAUUAUUGUAAUUUUAAUUCAAAUAUAGGUAGGCACUUACAUCUAAUCCCUUUUUAUUAUUAGUUCAAGGUCAGUAUAGGUCAUUAAAAUCAUUAUUAUUAUUUAUGAAUCAUUCUUAUAAAUAUUGUUUUAUAAUCUAUAUAAUAUGAAAAAUAAAAUUGUACACUUAUGUGGAUUGAAUAAUUUUAACGUGGCCUGAGAAUAAGAACACAUUAUUAUAAUAACUAAAUUCAUGACUGUCCAGAUUUUAUAAGUAGCAAUAUUCAUAGUAAAAAUAUAGGUACCUCAAAAUAAGUUUGACAUAUUAUAAAAUAACUACAAUAUUUAUAUGACUGUUGCCUCUUUUUAAAAUAAUAACAAUUUAUAAGACCCAGCUAAUUUUUUAUUAUUCACCCUCAGAUAUAAUAAUAUAGGCAUAUAAAAAGAAGCGUAUAAAACAUACAUGUCUAUACUAGGUAAUAUGUAAAGCUGAAGAAUUUGUAUUUUUAAAGGGCUAAUCUCAGAAACCACCUGUUCGAUUUGACCUAUUUUUUUUUUUUUGCAUUUGCCAGUUUAUUGAAAAUAAUUAUCAGUUGCUUAAAAAAAAUCCACCCCCAAGGAGGAGAUGGGAGCACAAUUAUAUAAAGAGAAAAUAAUUGUUUGUAAAAAUCUUGUUCUUACGUUAUCUUGUGAUUGUCUUGUAGUUAUAGACCACUACUAUUUUUUUUUUUUUUUUACAUUUAAAAUAUGUAUGUUGAACAUAAUAAAAAAUAAUGUAUAUCAUUAUUUUGUAACUCACUCACACCAAGACAGCAGAUCGGAUUUGGAUAAGUUUUGGCACACAGUUAGAAUAUAUUUUAAAUAAACACAGGAUACUUUUCAUCCUGAAAUUCAGCCCCUAAAGAGUAGUUAGUACAGGGUUUUUCGUAAUGUUGUAACAAAAUCUGAAUAAAUUAUUGUUGAUAUAUGAGAUACGUAAUUUAGUGACACUGAUUGAAAAAAAAUCAGUUAGUUCUUAUUAGUUAAUUUGAUUAUCACUCUUUUCAGAAGUCCUCUUUAAAAAAUAUAAAUUACUUAACUGUAAUAGAUACGAGGAGACUCAUUUUUUUUUUUCAUUCUGUAUAAUGGAACAAAUCGACCCAAGCAAAUUUUUCAAUUUUUUUUUUUUCAUAUUGUGUGUUUUUGCUGGAACAUUCAGAAUUUAAAAAUAAAAAUUCGGACCAACUUCGGUUGGAAGCUAUGGGAGAAAACUUCAUGAAAUUCGUGUCUAACGUUUCGCAUAUUUCUUAGUGAAUUUAACAUUUUCAAUGUAUGUGCAACAAGUGAUUGGUUAACUGCAGUGAUAGGGACGAAAAUGGAACCAGGGAGUCACAGGGAAAAAUAUUUUUAUUUUCUAUUACAUUUUCGUUCAAUAUUGACACGGGCGCGGGACAUCCAAAAUGUCAUAAAUGAGGCAUAAAAUGUUUACUUUUUUUAAUAUUUGAUAUUUAAUUCAGAUAAAAUUUACUAGGUAAUCAAUAUUUAUGUCUCAAGCAACUUUUUUUUUUUUUAAUAAAGAUCAGUUUAUGUACUUGUAUUUUUCUUACUGUUAAACCGAAAAUGAAAAUAAUGAAUAUGUAUAAAGAAAAAAAAAAAUAGCGAUACUGGAAACGGGUGUAGCCACUGUUGUAGGUGGGUAGUGGAAAAGGUAGAACACGUAAAGUUAUUUAAUGUAUACCUGUAACCAACGUUAAACCAUAGAUAACAAAAAACGAUUCGGAGCGAAGUUUGCUUACAUAUGUUUUUCAAGGCAGUAAUAUUUACGAUUUUCGUAAAUUUAUAACUCGUAUAAGUUAUAAUGAACCUCCUAUCAAAUUUCCAAGCAUUUCUGUUAAUUCUAACAGUUUAUCUACAGAGUACCUACUAAAUAAAAAUUACGUACAAAUCUCGCAAAAUUUAAAUGUCUAUAAAUAUCUUAAAAAUAUAUAAAUUCAUAAAUAUUAGUAAAGUGAAUACUGUUUAGGUAAUAAUUCAAUGACAUCGCCUUUUUUGACAGGAAAUAGUGUGGAUAAUAAAAAUCCCGAAAAAGUGUAGUGACGGUGAAAUAUCGAUGGCAAAAUAUUAAUAAAUACUUAUUCAUAAAUAAUGUAUUGUAAUAAUGAUAUUAUAUUUUAAGAAAAAUGCGCGAUAAUAAUUAUCGCGCAUUUUUGGUGAUCGGUAAGUUAAUAGUGAUAGUGAGUGAUAAUGUUGGUAGAACGACUGGUACAAAUUAUUUCGCGCAAUCAAAAAGGAACGUGUCGUGUUCACUACACACGAAACGAAACGACACGGCGGGUUGACGACUCCCCUUUAGCCUGUAGACUUAUAGCUUAGUUUAUGGGUCUGUGGAUAAAAUAUGGUUUCGGCAUGUCAGUGGGUAAUGUGGUAUCAUCACAAUCUACUUAUCUUAAGAUAGCAUUUUGAAUCGAGGUUGUACCUAAUCGCGAGCCGAUCCAAUCAGGUGACGUCAUCGUUUGUAUGGAGUAGAGAUUAUCAGUUAUCACCUUUAUACCUUGGAGACUUAUCACUUAAAACUGUCUGGUGCGACGAACUGCGCGCGGAAUUUUAAUUUCGCACCAUUACUCUACCCCCGCCCAUAACUUAAAAGUGAAAUAUCUCAUUAGCCGGUGGACGGAAAUCGAAAAUUCCAAUACCAAAAUUUAUUUUAAACAAUACUCUAACUAUUUAAGGCGUUUUCAAAAUAGGUUGUCUUUUGAAAAUCAAAAGAUGGUAGUCGUUUCACUCCCCCCUCCCAAAAAAAAGAGGGGAGUACAAAAAAAAUGAUUGCGUAACAUUUUAGAACUAUUUGUUUCUUAAGUUUAAAAAAAAAAAUGUCGAAAAAAGUAAACACUUUCCGAAAUAAUGAGUGUUUCCAGUUGAGUGAAUCACUCUGUGGAAAACAUAAGCUUUUAAAGUAAUUAAAUCGUAACGUCGUGAAUUUGUCAGUUUUUUCCGGUUUUUCCUAAUUAUUAAGAAAUUUCAGACAAAAUUAAAAAACGAAUAACAUACUCUGAACUAGAUUUAAAAUUCAACACAAAAGGUAUCGUGUCGUUUAUCUACUGGAGCAAUAUUUGUGAUAGAAAACUUGGCCGUUAAAAUUUUAAAUAACGGAAUCGUGCCGUAAUUUAUAAAAAAAAAAAAAUCGUAUACAGUGAAACCUGUUUUAGCGGACUCUUUCUAUCACGGACACGGACAGUAAUAUUUUCUCGCCAAUACCUCGAUAACGGGCAACUAUCUCAGUUCAAAAUCAAAUAUACUGAAAAUGUGUACCGUGUACAUACGUACCACAGGACAUCAUCGCCGGUCUAUUUCGCAUACCGAUUAUGACAGAUUACAUGUUUAUCAAAUAAGUGAUACAGUUAAUUGCGAGGACGAAAAUAACCAAAAAAACCGUAAAGCGUUUAUUCCGUAUCGUUUCUUGUUGUACAUUUUUCUCCGUUCGUUUUAGUUUUUUCUUUGAAAUGCCACCACCCAUACAUGUCUAUUACGGACAUUUUUUAUGGUCCCGUAACUGUCCGUUACACACAGGUUUCACUGUAUUUGGUCCUUUUUGAUUGUUCCCAAUUAUUAUGAAAAAUACUUAAGAUAUUAAAAAACAACUUUUUCUAUCGGUGGCUAUGUCAGUGUUAAUAGUAACAAAAUCGAUCUCUUGUCAUUUUUCGAUUGGAGUUUUAAUAUUUCUAGUGGAAAACAUUGUGUGAACAUAAUGAAAACGGUAACGUCAGUGCGUCGCAAAUAUUUGCCGUUUUACCUAUAAUUUUCUUUUGGGUUUUUUCUAAUUGUUUUAAAACCUCUUGGGAAAUCAAAAAAUAAACUUCCCAAUGCACCAACGAAAGAAAAUUACCGUUCGGAAAAGGUGCUAUAACGUAUACUUCAGAGCAAGUUAUCUGAUAGAAAAGUUGUUUACAAACACAUAAAAUAAAAAUAAAGUUACACACACAUAAUAAUGUAAAUAGUUGCUUUUCUUUAUUCAAUAUAAUAUAUAUAUUUUUUUUUUUUUUAUUUUAGAUUCUUACAGAAUUUACAACAAAAAUGUUGGUGCUAUUUGUUUUAACGCACAGGCCUGUGCAUUUCCAAACAAUUUCUUCUAUUCCAAUAUUGCAUCUGCUCGACUGCAUCCAAUAUCUCAUACUACAACAAAAUUAGAAUUUUUUAACCCUCAAAUUCGACAUAUAACAUGUACAUCAUCACUAUUAUCGGACAAACCUUCCUCCAAAGUUGAAGAAACUGUAAAUGCCGUCAAAGAAAAGGCUCAAAAAGAAGCGGAAGGAAAGGAAAUUGCAGCUGUGAAACCGAAAAAGUCAAUUAAACAAAAAGUUAUAGAUGAAGUGAUGCACUAUUAUCACGGUUUUAAACUUUUGGGACUUAAUGCCAAAAUUUCCUUCAAAUUGGCUAUUAAGAAAAUGAAAGGACAAGAAUUGACAAGAAGAGAACAUAAUCUAGUAAGUUACUUUAAAAACUUUACUUGACCAUAAAAUGUUUUAAACAAAAUAUUAAUUUAAGUAUUAUAAAUUUUAAUCUAAAAUUGUAUAAUAUGCCUUUAAAAAAAUAUUAAACCAUUACAUUAAAUCAAAUAAAAAAUUUAAAUUCAUUGCGAAUUGUAGAAUGAUUGUGUUUAUCAGUUUAAAAAAAAAUGGUAUGGAUAAAUUAAAUUGACAAUGAGUUAUUCCUAUUCUUGUAAAAUCUUUUUGCCCUUUUAAAAUAGCCAACUUCCUUUCCCCUCAAUGGAUAUUGGGCAAUAGACAAGUGAAUAAAACUUGUCAUUAAAAUGGUCAAUAAAAUUUUACAAAAUUGACAAAAAAAAAAGGAAAAUCAAAACUUCAGACUCAUAUAGUUUAUCUCAUGUAUAUUUUGGAAUGGCUACUAUAACCAUCCGGAUAAACACCCAGCCAUCUUUGUUUAAUUUUUGUUGUUUCCCAUCUAAACAGGCUUCCACAUUCUUCUUUACCACAUCUUCGCAGCUCAAACAAGAUCUUCCCUACUGGAUCCUUUUCAAAAAAGAAAAAAUAUAAAAUAAAAUUGUUUUAAUUAAUAUAAAAAGUAUGAAACCAUUAAAAAUUAUAUAGAAUGAAUUAAUUAUGAUAGUAACAUUACUAUGUAGUUACAGCUUUUACCAUUAAAAUGUGCAAGGGAAUUAUAAUAUAUAUUUUAGUAUUCUAUACAAAUCUAAAAAUUUACAAUUUCAAAACUUAAACAAAUCUGAAAUUUAGGUACACUAAAUUUUAAUCAGUCCCUAAGUGUUGAUCAACAUUUGGCCUUUCUACUGUAGUAUGUAAAAUUAUACAAAAGCAAUUAAAUCUCCGCGGUUAUGCAUUUUGCAACUUUUAUCCCUAAUUACUAACAUAAUUUGUGAUAUCAUUAUGAAGCCAAUAUCUAAGUUAUUUUUAAACUGGUUUAUGUAUGUAAAUUAGUCUGAUCAUAGUAGGUCAUUGAUAGAUCUCUAUUAGAUUUAUACCAGUAAUACUAUCCAAUAUUCAUGUCAGGGUCAUUUGUUUGAAUGUCAAAUUUUGUUGGCCAUCAAAACAGCCAUUCACCUUAUCUUAUACUAUGUAAUAUAUGUGUGUUGUAUUGUAUAAUAUACAAAUAAGUAAAGAUUUAUGAUUUUUGUGCUUAUGUAAAUUUAAUAAAUAUUUUGAUUUUAAUAUUGGCCCACUAAUAGACACACCACAGAUAAUUAACAUUUAACAAUGUUUUUAUCUUAAGUGUUUGAAAUGUUUUUUGGAACUAUUAAUUUUCUUUCAAAUAACAAAAUAUUAUCUAUUUUUCAUCAAACCAAAACAAAUAAUUAAUUAUGAAUUUGUAUGCACACAAAAAUCAUAAAUUCUAGGUUACCUAAGCAUACACCAAAAUUAUUUAAUUUUUUAUUACCUAUUUGUUAAUCUUAUUGUUUGAUAUUUCAGUUUGUUGAGACAGUAGCCGAUCUUUUCCGAUUAUUGCCUUUCUCUGUGUUUGUUAUUGUACCAUUCCUCGAAUUUACAUUACCUAUUUUCAUCAAGAUCUUCCCUGGUAUGUUACCAACUACUUUUCAAACAAAAGAUGAUAAAGUAAGUUCUAUUUAUUUUGUGUAUAUUAUUACAUUUAAUUUACAUAUUAUAUGUAUCUAUAUUAAAUUAUUUUAGGAAGCAAAACUCAAACAAUCUCUGAAAGUGAAACUUGAAAUGGCAAAAUUUCUUCAAGAAACACUAGACAAUAUGUCUGUAUCUGGUAAAGGACAUACUUGUGAAUCAGCCAAAGAGUUUUCAGACUUUUUUACCAAUGUAUAUAUUUAAUUGUAUUAAUAUUUGUCCUUUAUAUUUUAAUAAUGGUACUUUUUUAGGUAAGACAAGAAGGUGUUGUUAUAUCAGCUGAUCAAAUACUUAAAUUUUCAAAGCUGUUUAAAGAUGAAAUUACACUUGACUCACUUCCCCGGCCUCAAUUAGUUGCCCUUUGUCGAGUACUUGAACUUCGACCUCUCGGCACUUCAAACUUUUUAAGAUUUCAACUCACACUUAAACUUCGUUCUUUAGCAAUUGACGAUAAAGUACAUUUGGUUUAUUUUUAAAUUACAUUAUUUGAUUAUUAAUUCCCUUCUAAUAUACAGAUGAUUCAAAAAGAAGGUGUGGAUACAUUAACUCUAAGUGAACUUCAGCAAGCGUGUAAAUCCCGUGGAAUGCGUGCAUAUGGUCUCACUGAAAAACGUCUACGACAACAACUUACUCAAUGGCUUGACCUGUCAUUAAAUGAAAAAGUCCCUCCUUCAUUACUUCUCCUUUCUAGAGCAUUUAGCUUUACAGAAAAUAUCCCUACUAGUGAUUUACUCAAGAAAGCUAUUUCUGCAUUGCCUGAUUCCGUUGGAGUAUCGACUGAAGCAGAUUUGGGUGAACGUGAAGGUGCUAUAGAUAACAAGGCCAAAUUAGAAGCAAUUAAGGAAGAAGAACGGAAGGUGGCAGAAGAAAUAAAAGAAAAUUUGGAAGUAAAGAAAAAGGAACUAGAAGAUGCCAAAAAGAAACCCAAAGAGCAAGAAGAAUUAGUUGAUAAAGCACCAGUAUUAACUGACACAACUGGAAUAAUUAAAGAAGAGGUUAGUUAAGAGUUAAUUAUAUUUUAAAAUAAUAUUUUAACUCUAAUAAUUGUUUAUAGGAAAUGACAUCAACUGAUUUAAAAACACUAGAAAAUGCUAUUGAGAAUCUGAGUUCUGAACAAAGGAAACUUAUUGUCGAAAAAGAAGAAAUUAAAGAUUUGAAAGAUGAACUCAAAGACUACGAAGAAGUAAGUGAAAUGUGUUUUAUCUUGUGAUAUCCAAAAUGAGUUAGUUAUUUAUUAUAAUGUCACUAACUAUCAAAGCUGAGCACUAAAUGAUUUCAAAGUUUAUACUAAAUUGAAAAUUCAAGUCUUUACUUACAAUGUAAUUAUAAUAUUAUUGAUGUUUUUGUCUGACAUCUUUGUACUUCUAUUUCCUAAUCAUUAAUAUUUCUGCAUAAAACACAGUAUUUAGAAGAAACCAGUCUUACCUAUGUAUACAUUUUUAUUUUAAAAACAAAAAACCUAAAGCAAAAUUUUACAUUAAAUAUUAUAAAAUAUAAAAAUCUUAAUCCACAAAAUUGUUAUUCUCUAUGCAUUGUAGGAUAUUAAUGAUCUUCAAGAAGUUAUGAAAUCUGAAAAGAAAGAAAAGGUUAGAGAAUCCAAGGCGGCCAAACGUUUAUUCAAGAAAGUCAAUAAUAUGAUAACGAAUUUGGACCAGGUAGUAAAUAAAUUGGAAACCAAAGAAAAAGAAAUUAAAACUAGUAUUGCAACUAAAGAAUCAAGUGAUGAAACGACUACUGAAGCGAGGUAAAUAUAUAUUUCUUAUAGUACUGCAAGUUAAAAAUUAUAUUAAAUAUUUUUGUUUUGUUUUAUUGCAGUGAAUUAAUCAAAAUCGAUGAGUUAAUUGGUUCAGUACGAAAACUACAAAGUGUACCAGAUGAAGACAAGUUACAAAAAAUCAGUGAAAUUCUGAGUAAAAUCGAUGAAGAUGGUGAUGGUUCAAUAAGAUUAGAUACUGUAAUGAAAGUAAGUUGAAUAAAUUCAUAUUUUAUUGUUUAAAGGUUCUAUUCUUUACAUGUAUACUAUUUUAGGUGAUAGAGACGAUUGGUACUGAAAAUGUCAAAUUAUCUAAUAAAGAAAUGGAUAUGAUUACUCAAUUAGUUAUGAAAGAAGAAGAAAUGGAAAUUUUAGAAAAAAUGAAUAAAGUACAAAAAGAUGAAAUUGCUCAAGCAGCAACUACCAUCCCAAAAAUAUCAACAACAAAAGAAACAGCUUCAGUUAAAAUUAUAACGCCUAUUGUUGACUCAAAAAUAAUUUCUGAUGCAAAAAUUCCGCCAAUACCACCAACGAAUACAACCAAACCAGCUGAUAUAAAAAAACCAUAAGGCAAUAAUGCAAUUCAAUGCUUUCAUUUAUUUUAAAUUAUUUCAAUAAUUAAAUUUAAACGUAAAUUUCAAAAAUGUGAUACUGAAAUACAUUUCCACGACUUUGCCACUCUCAAUAUAGUUUUUACUUACUAUGUUUAGUCUAGGAAAAUGUGUUUAAUAUUAUACAAAUUUGUCUUCGUUGUGUUUGAUAUAUUUGUUUAAUAAUUUUAAUAUACUGUUAUUUGUUAAAACCAAAACUGUUGCUUUAAACUUCAACUAAAUUUUUUUGUUUUCACAUCUAUAUUCCAUUUGAAUUUAGCCCCUUUGCAAAUCUUUAUAGAAAAUGUACUAAAAUGGUAAAAUUAAAAACAUUUGACUGUGUUAUGCAAGACUGUUUUACGUAACAUAAUUAUUUAUUAUAUAUAAUUAUUUUUAUCAGUGAACAUAUUUAGUGAUUUAUUAUUUGUUUCACAAAACAAUCAAUUUCAAUGAACAAAUCCAAAUCAGCAAUUGUAAUAAUUAUUAUUAAUGAAAUCUAAAAUUAUUUAAUAGAUUCAAAUUGUACCCUACCCAAAAUCUUGACCUUUAACAACUCAUAAAAACCUUAUAUAAUUUAUAGUGUUGUUGAAAUUGUUCUAUAAUCAAAUGUGUGUACAUAAUAAAAUAUUUAUUGUGGUUCUUCUAUCAAUUAAACUGAGAUAAUUAGAAUAAGUCAACUAUUUCUUAAUUGAUCUAAGUGGUAUUUUUGUUAAACUGGAUAAAAAACAAAUCUAUAUAUUAUUAUUAAACAUCGAAAUACAUUUUUAAGUUUUAUUAUACUUGACCUCUUUGUUUAUUUAUUCAGAUGUGGAGUGAUAGAAGCUAUUACUGGAUUUAAAAUAUAAAAUGUAUUUUUUGUUUAAGUUAUUGUUACUAAAUAAAUAGACUGUGAUCACAUUAUUGUUGUAAUAUAAAUUUGCUAUGAAA